CACGCAAACCUAUACGCUUUCUCUUUACCGCCCCUCUCUCUCUCCCACAGUGCUUUUUCAUCUGCUUUCAGCGAUGAACGCUUUUAUUUGUGUUCCCCCGAGGGAGAGAAAUGUUGGAGCUCGUGGAGAAUGUUGAAGAGAAAGAGUAAAGAAAAGGUCUUUUGGCGGUUUCCCUAUGGGCGGCAAGAACCCUAGCAAAACCCUCUCCCUCGUCUUCCUCACGUUGUUCGCCAUCGAAGCCUGCGCGCAAGUUCCGCACUCCGAGGCGCCGGUGGCUUCUCCCCUUUCCAAGGCGCCCCCCAAAUUCGCCCACAAUGCCCGCCUUCGCCGGAUGAUCCUCGGUGCCCUCUUCGGCUCCCUCACCGGCUUCGUCGCCUCCCUUCUCUUCCUCCUCUCCGUCCGCCUCCUCCUCCUCUGCGCCUGCCGUCCUCCCAUUCUCAAAGGCCCCGUCGUCUUCUCCCCUGCUAUCUCCCCCAAAGCACUCCAAUCCGCUCUAUCCGGCGACGCCCAGUCGAUUCCCAACGGGAAGUACUACCGAGUCGUCCUCGAAGACUCCGGGCUCACCGUAGCGGCCAAGAGGCUCCUGCUGGGCGCCACCGACGCCGGGCCACCGGCGAACUCCGACUCCCACAAGCGCAGAGUGCAGCACGAGCUCGAACUGCUCGCGAGGGUGAAGCACCGGAACGUGAUGAGCUUGAGGGCGUAUAUCCGAGAGCAGGAGCACGUGUGGCUGGUCUACGACUACCUCGCCGGAGGAAGCCUGGAGGAGACAAUGGUAAAUGUGCGCGCGGAUCAGCUGAAACUCGCUUGGGACGUCAGGCAUCGAAUCGCCGUCGGCAUAGCCAAGGGCCUAAGGUACCUCCACUUCGAGUGUGGCCGGAGAAUUCUGCACUACAGCUUGAAGCCGUCGAAUGUGAUGCUUGAGGAAGGGUGUGAGCCAAGACUAGCAGACUUUGGACUGGCAAUGCUCGCAAACUAUCGCAUGGACGCACCGAGCACUGCUUACUACGCUGCCCCUGAGUGUUUCCAAAGUUGCAGGUACACAGAGAAGAGUGACAUAUAUAGCUUUGGGAUGAUCCUGGGCGUGCUUCUCACCGGAAAAGAUCCAUCCCACCCGUUCUUCGCGGGAGAAACAGGGAGAGGCAGCUUGGGAAGGUGGAUCAGGCAUCUGCAGCAAGUAGGAGAGGCGCGACAGGCCUUGGACGUGGCUAUGCUAGGUGAAGAGCUUGAGGAAGAAGAGAUGCUGAUGGCCAUCAGAAUUGCUAUUGUCUGCAUGUCUGAUUUGCCGGCCGACCGGCCAUCCAGCGAUGAGCUGGUGUCAAUGCUUACUCAACUACAUAGCUUCUGAGGCCACCCAUCUACAUAGCCAUGGAUGAUGGUGGUGAUUUAGUUUGUGAUAUAUUCUGAUUGCAUUGUUGUCUUGGUGCUUGGCAUCCAUGAAAGUUGGCCAUGCCUCAGCCAGAGCUUCUGAAUCCUUGGUAGGGAUGUAGAAUGCAAGAAUUCUCUUUGUAUGAGUAUUAAUGUGAUUGGCCUUUUGCUCAA
Zingiber officinale is the source of this 1542-nucleotide messenger RNA. Its product is annotated as inactive leucine-rich repeat receptor-like protein kinase CORYNE. NCBI's taxonomy places the organism in Eukaryota, Viridiplantae, Streptophyta, Magnoliopsida, Zingiberales, Zingiberaceae. Bases 176 to 1348 code for a protein of 390 amino acids. The record is from RefSeq and is a predicted model, not a curated record. Gene Ontology annotation, molecular function: protein kinase activity; ATP binding. The transcript is spliced from 3 exons. Gene Ontology annotation, biological process: protein phosphorylation.